AUGUCGAAAAAGAUCACUACGAAAGAACAGGCACAGGCCAUAAUUGACGAUUAUGACUAUUUUAUAUUCGAUUGCGAUGGUGUUCUUUGGUUAGGAGAUCAUUUAUUGCCACAUAUUUGUGAGACUUUAGAUCUCUUAAAAAAGGCUAAUAAGACAGUAUUAUUUGUGACCAACAAUUCCACCAAAUCUCGAGACGCUUAUUUAAGUAAAUUUGAUAAACUUGGGGUUCUGGGAAUUACCAAAAGUGAAGUUUUUGGAUCAUCAUAUGCUUCUGCGGUUUACAUCGAUAAGAUUUUAAAAUUGCCAAAAAAUAAGAAGAUUUGGGUUUUGGGUGAAGAAGGCAUUGAACGUGAAUUACACGAAUUAGGCUACACCACAAUUGGAGGUACCGAUCCAACCUUGGUAGAACAUGGAGUACAUUUCGACCACGAUCACCCAUUGUUAACCGAACUUGAUGAUGAUGUAGGAGCGGUGGUUACUGGUUUAACUUUCAAUUUGAAUUAUUUGAAGCUAUCCAUAACUAUGCAAUAUUUGUUAAAGGACAAUAAAUCUAUACCGUUUAUUGCAACAAAUAUUGACUCUACGUUUCCAAUGAAGGGCAAAUUAUUAAUUGGGGCAGGGUCAAUCAUAGAAACAGUAGCAUUUGCCAGUGGUAGACAACCAGACGCGAUCUGUGGUAAGCCAAAUCAAUCUAUGAUGAAUUCUAUCAAAGCCGAUUAUCCAGGUUUAUCUUCGAACCCAUCUAGAGGUCUAAUGAUCGGUGAUAGAUUGAAUACUGAUAUGAAAUUUGGAAGAGAUGGGGGGCUUGACACUUUACUUGUUUUAACCGGCAUUGAAAGUGAACAGGCUGUUUUAUCCCAAAGUACAUCUACUGCUCCUACACAUUAUGCUGAUAAGUUAGGUGAUUUAUACGAACUACUUAAAUAG
Molecule: messenger RNA, 927 nt
Organism: Debaryomyces hansenii CBS767
Lineage: Eukaryota; Fungi; Ascomycota; Pichiomycetes; Serinales; Debaryomycetaceae
Gene: PHO15
Product: 4-nitrophenylphosphatase
Exons: 1
Coding region: 1-927 (308 amino acids)
Molecular function (GO): alkaline phosphatase activity; phosphoglycolate phosphatase activity
Source: RefSeq, a predicted model, not a curated record